AUGCCGGCUCCGCUUCUCGCCGUCGCGCUGCCGACGCUCCUCUCCCGCCUCCGUGCGUGCAGGUCCGCCUCCCACGCGCUCCAGUGCCACGCCCUCCUCCUCACCUCCGGCCACCUCGCCGCCUCCCCGCUCCGCCUCUCCAACCUCCUCCUUCUCGCCCUCGCGUCCGUCUCCGCCCCCGCCGCGCACGCGCACGCGGACGCCGUCUUCGCGCGCCUCCCGGAGCCCGCCGCCCGCGACCCUUUCCCAUGGAACACCAUCGUCCGCCUCCACGCUACAGUGCGCCCCCGCACCGCGCUCCUCUACUUCGCGCGGAUGCGCCGUUGCGCCGUGCAGCCCGACGCCUACACGUUCCCGGCCGUGCUCAAGGCCUGCGGCUGCGCGCCAGGUUGCAGGGUCGGGCUCCUGGUGCACGCGGAAGCCGUGAGGAGGGGGCUGGACGCGGACCUCUUCACGGUGAACGCGCUCAUCAGCUUCUACUGUAGGGUCCGGGACUGCCGCUCGGGUAGGAAGGUGUUCGAUGAGGCCAGUGCCUUCUCACGGGACCUCGUCUCGUGGAAUGCCAUGGUGGCGGGGUACGUCGGGUGCGGGGAGAUGGAGCUUGCGCAGGAACUGUUCGACGGAAUGCCGCAGAGGGACACGUUCUCCUGGGCGACCAUGAUCGACGGGUACGGGAAGCAGGUUGGUGGUGUGGAUCGUGCACGCGAGAUGUUUGAUCAAAUUCCUAAGAGAGAUUUAGUCUGCUGGAACUCGAUGAUUGAUGGUUAUGCGAGGCAUGGAAGGAUAGAUGAGGCGAGGUCACUGUUUGAGGAGAUGCCGGAGAGGAAUGUGAUCUCAUGGAGUGUUAUCAUUGAUGGGUAUGUCCGGUGCGGGGAGGCAAAGGAGGCUUUGGAGCAUUUUCAGAGCAUGCUACGGUGUGGUGUAAGGCCAGAUAGGGUCGCUGCGGUUGGGGCUGUCACGGCUUGUGCUCAGCUUGGUACUUUGGAGCACGGCAGGUGGCUGCAUUCUUACUUGGAGAAGAAAAAGGUCUUAUUCGAUGUUGUGGUGCAGACAGCUUUUAUAGAUAUGUAUAUGAAGUGUGGGCGCUUGGAUCUUGCCAUGUCGAUCUUUGAAAAUAUGGCUGAGAGGAGUGUGGUCACUUGGAACGUGGUGAUUGUCGGACUUGGAACUCAUGGUUAUGGUCUAGAAGCCAUCACACUAUUCCAUCGGAUGGUGGCUGAAAGAGCUCCAAUGGAUGAUCUAAGCGUACUUGCCGUGCUGACUACUUGCACACAUGCUGGAUUGGUCUCAGAAGGUUUAGGGAUAUUUCACAGAAUGAAAAAGGAUUUGGGGAUAGAUCCCAAGGUAGAACAUUAUGGUGCAUUGAUUGAUCUUCUUGGCCGUGCUGGAUGUUUGGAUCAAGCUAGGCAUACUAUAGAAACAAUGCCCAUGGAGCCAACUCCGGAGUUGUGGGGGUCUCUUCUUGCUGCCUGCCGAAGCCAUAGAUGUGUUGAGCUGGCUGAGUUAUCAGUUGAACGUCUUGCAGAUCUCGGAGCUGAUGAUUCAGGAGUCUAUGUUCUUCUGUCAAAUAUCUAUGCUGAUGAAGGAAUGUGGAAUGCUGUCUUGAGAAUUCGGAAACUGAUGAGUGACGAGGGGAUGAAAAAGGAUAUUGGGCGCAGUGUGAUUGAAGUAGAUGGGGAAAUACAUGAGUUUGUUAAUGGAGGCAGCUCACAUAUUUGUAAGGAUGAAAUUUACUUUAUGCUGCGGAAUUUAUCUAACAUGGCAGCAUCUAUAUGACUGCUCUUUUGUGCACUAUAAAUUUCUGUUGAUUUAACAUUCUUGACAUACCAAAUUGCAUCUGAUGGCUCAGAGCCCUGAUGGUAACUGGCUGCUUUUCAAGAUUCUGUUUACCAGCUCAAACACAAGAAGAUGCCAGGUUAAAACAUCACUGGAUCUCUUAAUACAAUGAUAUGCAGCUCUCCUGCGUGUUCAAGGAAAAAAAUAUCACUGGAUCAAUGGACAUCUUGAGUGUCC
This is a messenger RNA of Panicum virgatum (switchgrass), 2013 nucleotides long. Its product is annotated as pentatricopeptide repeat-containing protein At3g29230-like. The record is from RefSeq and is a predicted model, not a curated record. The transcript has a single exon. The coding region runs from base 1 to 1776 and encodes 591 amino acids. Gene Ontology annotation, biological process: RNA modification. Gene Ontology annotation, molecular function: RNA binding; protein binding. NCBI's taxonomy places the organism in Eukaryota, Viridiplantae, Streptophyta, Magnoliopsida, Poales, Poaceae.